Messenger RNA from Cetraspora pellucida, 271 nucleotides. Lineage: Eukaryota; Fungi; Glomeromycota; Glomeromycetes; Diversisporales; Gigasporaceae. The record is from the annotation of a GenBank genome assembly.
UCAAUAUAAAGAUCAUGAAAUUAUCGGACGAGGAGGGUGUGCAGUAGUAUAUUCAGCAUUGUUUAAAAAAGAAAAACAUGCAUUAAAGAGUCUAAACAAUAAUCUAAGUUUUGAUGAAAAGGCACUAAAAAGAGUCAGAAGAGAGCGUCCAACAUCAAGCGAGAUCUUAGACAUACUUGAGAAUUUAUCGUCGGAAACAACCGUUGAUUUUAUUACAAAUAUCAUUCGUAAAGAUAAUCAUAAAAAAGCAACUUUAAGACAAUCGUCAUGA